UAAUUAUUCCUCACCAAGUCAACUCACAUACAAAUUAACCUAAUCAAUCCACAACCAUGGCAGCCACACUUGUUCCUUUACUUAGUGUUAUUUUCUCUUUGUUUAUCCAGAAUUCAAAUGCAUUAAGUGCUAAUUACUAUCUUCAAACAUGCCCCCAGGCUGAGUCAAUCAUCACCAAAGCUGUGAGGAGGGCCAUAAUCAAUGACAAAACAGCUCCAGCAGCUCUACUCAGAAUGCACUUCCAUGACUGCUUCGUUACAGGGUGUGAUGGUUCGGUGCUGCUGGAUUCUAAGGGAAAGAAGAAAGCAGAAAAAGAUGGACCUCCAAACAUUUCAUUACAUGCAUAUUAUGUGAUUGAUAAUGCCAAGAGGGAUCUGGAGAAGAUGUGCCCUGGUGUUGUCUCAUGUGCUGACAUUUUGGCUGUUGCUGCUAGGGAUGCUGUUGCACUUUCUGGAGGUCCAACCUGGGAUGUGCCUAAAGGGAGGAAAGAUGGAAGAGUUUCAAGAGCAAAUGAUUCAUUGCAAUUACCAUUUCCCACUUUCAACAUUUCUCAAUUACAGCAAAGCUUCUCACAGAGAGGCCUCUCCUUGGAUGAUUUAGUGGCACUCUCAGGUGGGCACACACUUGGUUUCUCCCAUUGUUCAUCCUUCCAGAACAGAAUUCACAAGUUCAGCAAUGUGAGCGACGUGGACCCAUCGAUGAACCCAUCGUUUGCAGCCAGUCUGAGGCAGAUUUGCCCCAUGCACAACAAGGUGAAGAAUGCUGGGGCCAAUCUGGACUUUUCUCCAACUGCAUUUGACAAUACUUAUUACAAGUUGCUGCUUAAAGGGAAGAGCCUUUUUUCCUCCGACCAGGCUCUUGUUGCUACUUCCAGGACAAAGGCAUUAGUCGCCAAAUUCGCCACCUAUGAGAAGGACUUCUUUCAUGCCUUCGCCAAGUCUAUGAUCAAGAUGAGCAGCAUUAACGGUGCUGGAACUGAGAUCAGAUUCAACUGUAGAUCUCUUAAUUAAUUUAAUUAGGUGAUUUGCUGUUUGCGGCCAACCACCAUACAUAUUUGAUUGUUAUUUGUGUCUUUUAGAAGCAAAAUUUGUUGUUUCUCUUUUUUAGAAAGAGAAAAGAAAAAUGUAGUAAAAUUCAGAGUGGAAAAGUGUGAUCUCUGUUUACAUUUUGCGGAUUGUAUUUGUAACUUCAUUAAAUUGUGAUUGUUGUUCUCCAUUUCA
Salvia miltiorrhiza (redroot sage) is the source of this 1220-nucleotide messenger RNA. RefSeq names its product peroxidase 64-like. Lineage: Eukaryota; Viridiplantae; Streptophyta; Magnoliopsida; Lamiales; Lamiaceae. The transcript is spliced from 4 exons. Bases 57 to 1010 code for a protein of 317 amino acids. Gene Ontology annotation, molecular function: peroxidase activity; heme binding. The record is from RefSeq and is a predicted model, not a curated record. Gene Ontology annotation, cellular component: plant-type cell wall; plasmodesma. Gene Ontology annotation, biological process: response to oxidative stress; hydrogen peroxide catabolic process.